Messenger RNA from Hirundo rustica (Barn swallow), 705 nucleotides. RefSeq names its product solute carrier family 66 member 2 (gene SLC66A2). Gene Ontology annotation, biological process: retrograde transport, endosome to Golgi; phospholipid translocation. Lineage: Eukaryota; Metazoa; Chordata; Aves; Passeriformes; Hirundinidae. The coding region runs from base 240 to 683 and encodes 147 amino acids. The transcript is spliced from 5 exons. Gene Ontology annotation, cellular component: endosome; trans-Golgi network. The record is from RefSeq and is a predicted model, not a curated record.
CGAGGCAUGACGGAAUUUUCCAGAACUCCUGCGGAGCAGGACCCGGGGCACCAGCUCAGCGCAGCCCGCGAAGGAGAAGGCGCCCAGGUCCGGGCCCCGUGGGGCUGGGUGCAGUCAUGGUGCCGCAUCCCGGCCAGGAGUCUGCCCGUGGCUAGAGCCGGCCCCAGCUAGAGCUGUGGCGGUGCAGCCUCAGCCUGAGGGCAUCCCUCAGCCUGAGCGCCUCUCCGCACGCCCCCGGCAUGGAGCCAGGUGGCCUGGAGUGGCUGCUGGUGCCCAUGCAGCAGCUGGUGUCCUGGGGCGCCGCGGGGGCCAUGGUGUUCGGCGGCGUCGUGCCCUACAUCCCCCAGUACCGGGACAUUCAGCGGACCCAGAACGCGGAGGGCUUCUCUACCUACGUCUGCCUGGUGUUGCUGGUCGCAAACAUUCUGCGGAUACUUUUUUGGUUUGGAAGGCAUUUUGAAUCCCCGCUUUUGUGGCAGAGCAUUAUCAUGAUCAUUACAAUGUUACUGAUGCUGAAGCUGUGCACUGAAGUUCGUGUGUCCAAUGAGUUGAACGUGAAACGCCGCUCUUUUGCAGCUGCAGAUAGUAAGGAUGAAGAAAUCAAAGCACCUCCCAAGAGAUCUUAUCUGGUGACUUCCAUGAGGACUUCUUCCAUAACCAUUGCGGGGAUGAGGUUGUCCUGACUGGCCUGUAGUUCCCUGGUCC